AUGGCGCAGACCAAAGUACUUUUGACAGGGGCCACUGGAUUCAUUGGAGGAACUGUACUGCAUCAGUUGCUCCAAUUGGCUGAGACUCAACCCGCAAAGCUAUCCAUCACGGCUGUUAUACGUCGCUCAGAGCAAGCAGAUCUCUUGGCUAGCAAAGGGGUUCAAACGACCCUUGUGUCUGGUCUUGAUGAUGCAGACGGACUAGCACGAGCGGCGAGCAGCCAUGAUAUCGUUGUUAAUGUUGCGACCGGCUUCCACGUUGCCGCCACCAAGGCACUCAUACAGGGCCUCAGCAAGAGACGUGAGCAGACUGGUCGCAAUGUCCACUUCCUUCAUGUGAGAACAACCUGCGUAUCCGUCCCAUCUAUCACACCAUCCUCAUUCGAGUUGCGAACAUUUUCCGAUCAGGAUGAUGAUAUAUUCGAUUAUGAGCAAACGCGCGACUCUCAAGAAGCCUACGCGCAGAGAACGGCCGAACUUACAGCCAUACAGACGAGUGAGAGCUUGGGGGUCAAGGCGUACGUUGUCAUGCCCCCACUCGUCUAUGGCCGGGGUAGCGGGUGGUUCAAGAAGCAAUCACACCAAAUCCCCACACUGAUCAGAAAUGCAAUUGCAUCUGGCUACGCAGAACAUGUCGACACCGGCGAAGCGCAGCUGGGCCAUGUUCAUGUAGAGGACCUGGCUCGUCUCUAUGUCACGUUAGUGGCGAGAAUACUGUCCAGCGAGGAAAUUCCCUAUGGCCGAAAUGGUUACUACUUCGCCAAUACUGGGUCUCAUAAGUGGCUUGAUGUGACAAGCCGGAUAGGCAAGGCAGGGUAUGACAUGGGCGUCUUGAAGUCAGCUAGCCCGAGAUCGAUAAGCCUUGAGGAUGCUGCAGAGAAACUCGCCGAUGGAGACUUGGGUUACGCGGAAGCGUGCUUUGCUUCCAACUCUAGUACUAGACCCGAUAAGGCUUUCGCGGUUGGAUGGAAGCCCUCAAAGACCGAGCACGACUGGGAGAACUCCAUCAAGUCGACCUUCGAGGAUAUAUUGCAGGAACAAUAAGGGUCGCGCCUCGACUCGAGCCAAAGCUCAGGAUGCUAGUUGGCGACCGUAUUGAAGGCUUCGUGCCGCUGCGCCGCUCGGAGCUAGGUCAUGCACCUGAGAUUUGUUUUAUGGGAAGUCGCCAAGCAGUGGGUGAAUGUGGAUAUUGUCCUUCAGCAUGCAAAGCUUAUCCAUUUGACCCCACUUGUCCAUGUUCGACAAGGGGCAGGGGUGCUGGGGGCACUCCCUAUCCUCAAAGCUAGCACUGGCUUUGCGGCAGGGUUCAGGGCUCGUACACUUGUCGAUGCUGGGAAACUCUAGGGGAGGUGCAGGCUACGACAUGAUUUGUACACGAUCAGAUGUAAAUAAACUUCGAUGAAGAAAUAUAAUCACGAGGUGGAAUUGCCGGCGCAUGAUCGUACUGCACGUUGAGCCAAGAUUCUCAGCAAACCAGUCAUUGAGGAUCACCGUGAUCACUAUCCAUAGAGAAAAGCGAUAGGAGACAUCGAU
Molecule: messenger RNA, 1533 nt
Organism: Aspergillus brunneoviolaceus CBS 621.78
Lineage: Eukaryota; Fungi; Ascomycota; Eurotiomycetes; Eurotiales; Aspergillaceae
Product: NAD dependent epimerase/dehydratase
Exons: 4
Coding region: 1-1044 (347 amino acids)
Source: RefSeq, a predicted model, not a curated record